Eruca vesicaria subsp. sativa (arugula) is the source of this 858-nucleotide messenger RNA. NCBI's taxonomy places the organism in Eukaryota, Viridiplantae, Streptophyta, Magnoliopsida, Brassicales, Brassicaceae. The record is from the annotation of a GenBank genome assembly.
AUGACGAUCUCGGACAUUCUCUACCACCACAUAUAUCCGCCCGUAAACGGUCUGAUUUGUUGCAUACGUGAUUCAUCGAUCACCGUUUGUAAUCCGGCCACUAGACAAAUUGUGAAACUGCCAGAUCUUACAUGCAAUGGAAGAUACAUACAUGCACGUCUUGGCUAUGAUCCGGUCGAAGAUCAAUACAAAGUAUUGUGUCUGUUGACGACGACCAAUUUAUUCCGCCCUAACCAAAACAACAUCCAAGAAGAGUAUUUAGUUUGCACAGUGACAUCAUCUAAGAAACAAGAGUGGAGAAAGAUUGAGAACACCGUUGGUCUUUGUCUCGGAAUCAGCAGAGGGAUAUGCAUCGAUGGUGCUAUAUACUACGAAACUGGUAAGUUAAUGAUAGUUAGAUUUGAUGUUAGAACUGAGAAUAUCAAGUUAAUUAGAGCAUCUGAAGAGUCAGACUUCUUGAGAAAAUUCCCUUCCACUCUUUUAAAUUACAAUGGAAAAUUAGGAAUUGUAGAUUAUCCUUAUAAAAGCGUUAAGAGAUUGUGGAUUCUAGAGGAUGCUGAGAAGCAACAAUGGUCGAGCAUGACGUGUGUCUUACCUUUGGAACUGGAAUGUCUACUUGGGAGUUACGUAGUGUCUAAAAGAGAUGUUCAUAACGGCGAGAUUAUGGUGUUUCAUCCAUGGUCAUGGUCACUUGAGAAAUUUUGUCGUGUUUACUAUUAUGAUUUUAAGAAAGAGAGCAUAAUAAGAAAAGUCGAGGUAGUGGUGGAUGGUGAGUUCAGACGUAUCCUUGGGAUUGGUGAGCAAAAAUGUCUGAUUUUAUGUUAUCCAGGUUACUUUGAGAAUAUUAGGUUCUUGUGA